Molecule: messenger RNA, 408 nt
Organism: Microthlaspi erraticum
Lineage: Eukaryota; Viridiplantae; Streptophyta; Magnoliopsida; Brassicales; Brassicaceae
Source: the annotation of a GenBank genome assembly
AUGGAUACUGAGACUUUUGAUCAGGAGAGUGAGGGAAUUUGCACUUCGAUACCAAAGUAUGGGAAUGGAGUUGAACCAGGAAAUGAAGCUGGUUACAUUGUUGGAAUGACGUCUUGUUAUCCUGAAAAACCAGUGAAAGUGAGCUAUGGAGAGACUCUGACUUUGGAGUUUAACUUUAGUAAUGCCGUUGGUCAUACAGGAGUUAUGGGACUCUUUCACUUCUUCGUUACUCAGCAGCUGCCUCAACCGGAGAUCUCCUUGCCUGCACUUUUUCAGGCACAGGCGAAAAGCGUGAGCUUUUUAACCUUUCUUGCAGUGAUGGUGGUGGUCUCGGUUGUGGUUCUAACAGCCGCCGUGGUAUACCGGAGACAGAACCGGGAAGAUGGCUACCAAUCACUUAGCGGUUAA